Molecule: messenger RNA, 975 nt
Organism: Clonostachys rhizophaga
Lineage: Eukaryota; Fungi; Ascomycota; Sordariomycetes; Hypocreales; Bionectriaceae
Source: the annotation of a GenBank genome assembly
AUGGAAGCCCUUCCUCCAGGCCCUCCUCCCGGGGCACCGCCCCUGCCGACAGGAUGGAUAUCGCAGUGGAAUGACCAGUACCAGCGACCGUUCUACGUGAACACGCAAUCGGGUGUGUCGCAGUGGGAGUUCCCUGGCAGUCCCCCGCCAGGCCCCCCAGCGAUGUCGCCGCAGUCCAACAGCAGCCCCUAUCCACCACAGCAACAGCAGGGCUACUUCCCUGGCCAGCAGCCUCAGCAGCAGUACGCAGGCACCCCCCAGGCGGACGAGCGCACCGGCGCCAGCGCGUACGGCGGGCCUCCACCGCAGCAGCACCAGCAGCAACAGGCCUAUCCGGGCUUCCAGAGCCCGGGCCAGCACUCAUACCCCCAGCAGCAGGCGUACGGUGGCCAGCAGCAGCCUAAUUAUUAUGGCGGCGGUGCUCCCCCGGCGCCCGCGGCCGAGGAGGACAAGAAGGAGGAGAAGAAGGAUAAGGAGAAGGGCAAGGACGACGGGGGAUUGUUCGGCAAGUUCUCGCAGCAGCUGACCAGCGCUGGCCUGCCCAUCGGCGCGGCCAUGGGGGCAUUUGGCGCCAAACCUCCCAAGGAGGGCAAGGAGGGUAAAGAGGGCAAGGAAGGAAAGGAAGGUAAGGACGGGGAGAAGAAGGAUAAGGAUAAGAAGGACAAGAAAGACAAGGGCACGUUUGGUGCCUUGGCGGGCGGUGCCGGUCUGGGUGCGCUGGCCACGGGGGCCUUCUCCAUGGCGAAGAAGUACAGCAAGAAGAGCAAGAAGGACAAGGACAAGAAGAAGGACAAGGGCCACGGAGGAGGAGGGGGGUUCGCCUUUAUCCCGAUCCCGAUGGGUGGUGGUGGGCAUGGAGGAGGCGGGCACGGAGGGGGCGAGCAUCAUGAGGGGAGCAGUGCCAGCAGUAGGAGCUCUGUGAGCAGCGCGUCUUCUGUCUCGUCGGCUAGCGACGCCGGUUCUGGUGGUUCAUGA